UGAGUGCGUCACAAGAUCGACGCGAGUGUGGGAGUGCUGACGUCAUCGGGGAAAAACAGGACCAUGAUCUAUUGGCACAGCAGCGAGGCCUCUUCCGACGUCAAAAGUAGGUCAUCCUAUAAAUACACAACAGGAUAGCCACUUCGGGGACACGAACUUCCGGUGCCUUCCUGCUCUGUCUUCGUCGGCCUUGAAUUUAACUCAGUUCCCACUGUGGACUCUCCCCCCUCCCCUGUCUCCCCCAAACCGGUCAAAAAACCACCACCACCACCAAAAAGGGCACGAGAGAGCGUGGAAAUCGACCGCUUCAUCCCCUCAGUGGAGCCCUCUUCAGCCCCCCCCCCCUCCCGCUAUCCCCCCUGGAUAUCAAAAUACGCUCUAGGAUAGACAAACGGGCGUUCAGCCGGCUGCAGGGCGUGCGACCAUCUCGUUCGAAAAAGAAAUCUCUCUCUUGGUCUGUUUCAGCACGCCUGGAGGAUAGGGUGACCGCUGCAAUGAGAAGAAAAGAAACAGGGCCACAGAAGAUGAGGAGGAAAAGAGAAGCGUUACAGAGCGCGCCUUGUUAUAAGGCCAUGCGUGCUUUGGAGCCAGAGCUCCCGCGUUAGUGUGAGCGUGAUGUGUGCGGACGUGUGUGUACGUGUGUGUACUCUGAUCGAACCUCGGUUCCAGUGUGUUGACGAAGCGUGGAGGGAUAACCCCGAGCUGUUAGUAGCUUACCCUCAGUAAUAGAAGACAAAGACUGAACCUCUGAAACAUCCAUAUUCCGCAGACACGCCAGUAAUAGAGUUACUCAUUCCAGGACGUGCUCACCAUCGGCUCGUGUCUCAAGCACGAGAUUCCAUGCCCCUGGAGACUCAUGAUGCACACGUUCCUCUUGUGGCAUUCAUUAAGAAGUUACGAACAGGAACUGUAAAUGGGUUACCUUAAGGGAUAGGGAAACAAUAAAACACAGAGACUCUUUUCAUUUCCGUGAGAGACUGUCUUAAGAGAUAUAUUAUUGAAGAGGUAUUACAAACUUGUCCCUGUUUUUAACGUGGGUAAUUUUGGAGAAAGUCCUCACAACCAUUUGAAAAAAUAGUCACUUUCCACAGUGUACAAAGUAGUUCAAGCCCACGCUACAUUGUUUCCUUCAUAAAAAGCACCUGGGAAUUAGAAAAGAAUAGCGCAGUUUUGUCAAAACUGGGCAUAUCGAGAUCUGAUAGCCAACCACAGUGUUACGAAUUUGACGAGCAUAUGAACUUUGAAUGUUAAAAUCCAAUUGGCCUCCUGUUUGUUCCUGUCUCUUUCAGAAUGUUUUCUUUCAGGCCGAGUUAGGUCAUCAAAUCCUUUCAAUAUAACAUUCCCUGUAUUUGAUUGACCACUUAGCGUCAACAAUAAGUAAAGCUAUCUAUCUUUGAUAAGUAUACAAGCAGUUGUAUCAAGGGAGUUAACACAUCAUGGCUGUGGUAUCACUAUUGAACCAAGCUCCGUACAGGAGAACCUACAGCAGUCGUGAGCGACUCAACGCUGCCGAAGCUUUAGACGGCAGUGACCUCUGGCUUCAUCAGAGUGACCAUCAGAGACCAGGGUCCAGCAAGGCCCGUAAUCGGCGUCGUUGCGUCACUCGUGAGGGCGAGUUGCUGCCCUUGAGACACACAUGCCAGCUCAGUACAUGCGAGCGCAUUACAAUCAACGUGAGUGGCAAAUACUUCGAGACUUGGCGAAAAACUUUGGAAGAUCAUCCGGAUACUUUGUUAGGAGAUCCGGAUAAAAGGAGCAAGUAUUACGACAAGCACAAAGACGAGUACUUCUUCGACAGACAUCGACCCACCUUCGACGCUAUAUUCGAAUACUACCUCUACGGAGGUGGGUUAAAGAGACCUCGGCCUGUGCCCGACGAUAUCUUCCUGUCGGAACUUGAUUUUUUCGAGAUUGAACGCUGUGUUGUUGAGGAUUACCGCCGAGGUGAGGGAUAUAUCAGUGAGAAUAUCGUGUUACCCGAACGAGGCUUUAAACGAAGAGUUUGGAUGAUGAUGGAGUAUCCAGAAACCUCACUUUGUGCUUACAUCAUCGCCAUCAUUUCUGUGCUGAUUACUGUGGCGUCAAUAGCGCUCUUCUGUGUGGAGACGCUAGAGGGGUUAGAUUCAAAGCACUGCGUCCAGGGCAAAUCGCCCAACUGGGUAGAUCCUUUCUUCCUGGUGGAGACCAUCUGCUCCGCCUGGUUCACCUUUGAGCUCAUCAUCCGUUUCCUCUCCUGUCCCAGCAAAGUGACCUUCUUCAAAGACUUUAAGAAUUUAGUGGACGUGACGGCUGUAGUGCCGUACUACGUGACCUUAUUCAACGUCUUGUCCACCAUGACUUGUGAAAGCGCCAAAUCCUCCGCCUCCCUCGCCUUCCUUCGUGUGUUCCGUCUGGUGCGGAUAUUCAAACUGACCAAACACUCGGCCGGCCUCCAGGUGUUGGUACUGACCUUCAAGGCCAGCGUGGAGGGUUUGUGUUUGUUCCUCGUUGCCCUCACCGUCUGCAUCCUCGUCUUCUCCAGCGCCGUCUACUUCGCCGAGAUAGGCAUAGAGGGUUCAAUGAUCCACAGUAUACCGGACGGCUUCUGGUGGGCAAUCAUUACCAUGACAACGGUAGGUUAUGGAGAAGUGGUGCCCGUCGGGCCACUGGGGAAGCUCAUAGGUAUGAUGUGCGCUAUAGCUGGGGUCUUGACCCUAGCCAUCCCUGUGCCCAUCAUCACAGAAAAUUUCAACAAAUUUUACUCGCACAAGACUGGAAGAGGAAGAAUCUGAGAAAUGUGAGCUGUCUUUGAUUUCGUCUUCGAGCUUUGCGUAUUGUGUGAAAGAGAGUCUAAAUCCAUCAAGUAUACGGCUGAGUGCAUUUUCAAAGGAGUAGCUGUUGUCAGAAUGACCAGGUGGCUGGAGCAGAAUUCAUAACGAAGAGAAUGAUAGAGUUUGUUUCAUUUUUCCUAUGCGCUGAGUUUCCUGCCUACUUAGGUUAAAGGAGCAGCUUCAUCACGGCUGGGUACGGCGACUUGCCAAAGUGCUUUACGGAUUUAGGCAAUGUUUCACGGUGUUUCUGUUCUACUCGACUUCGUGAAGUUGGACUCGUAAAGGCUUUCUUUUUUUGAUGGAAUCUAUGCUGAGACUGCAUCUCUGGUUUCUAUUUUCUUUAGGCUAAACACGGAUGUUCCGUGCAAUUUGAGGGGAAAGAUUGUGAUCUCAAGUAAGUUGUGAUUUUAAUCCUGUUUUGUAAAAACGACAAUUGUAUUACGUACUCGUAAUAUUACCAAGAGUAUAGAUUGUUGAGUAUGUAAUUGUCAUUAAGGUAAAAAUAGGCAAGGAAAACUUAAUUGACUGUGAACAGUUUCAACUAAAAUCAUGUCUAUACAUUUGAUAAGCAAAACAGAAGGAACCGCUCCUUUAAUUCUUCUCGGCUUCUCUUGUUCUUUACACGGUCACAAUUUCUUUCACACCCUUUCAAAUCCUUCCCCACAAGAGUGAUGUUUCCGCUCGCGAAAUGGGUUGUUCUAUGUCUCUUAGGAUGUGAAAUUAUACUCUCAAACUUUGCUCUUUAUUACUCACAUUAUUUAUUUUUUUUAAUGUUUUGUCUUUGAGGUACGCUUUUUUAAAAUCUCAUCUUUUUCUUUUUAAUGUAUGAAACCUCCACAAUACCAGCGGAUUAUUCGAGGACUCAGACAUUUCUCACACAACGAAGUCUUCAGCCAGUCAGAAAGGAUCAAGUCACGAUGUUGUGUUUAAAGACAAUUCCACGGGAAAAGCUUUGGGGAGAGUUACCAAGGAAAACACCAAGGGGAAAACCCAAAUCGAAGCACGCAGCAAGCUUUCAUAGCUAUUGGAAUCGGCUGAGUACAUGUCUUUGAAUUUUUAUCUCUCCGGAAGAAAAGCUCAUCGAUACUCGGAAGGUCACGUAGCGAUAGUGGAGAAAA
This is a messenger RNA of Aplysia californica (California sea hare), 3928 nucleotides long. Its product is annotated as potassium voltage-gated channel protein Shaker-like. The coding region runs from base 1437 to 2771 and encodes 444 amino acids. Lineage: Eukaryota; Metazoa; Mollusca; Gastropoda; Aplysiida; Aplysiidae. Gene Ontology annotation, molecular function: delayed rectifier potassium channel activity; protein binding. The record is from RefSeq and is a predicted model, not a curated record. The transcript has a single exon. Gene Ontology annotation, cellular component: voltage-gated potassium channel complex; membrane. Gene Ontology annotation, biological process: potassium ion transmembrane transport; protein homooligomerization.